Messenger RNA from Penicillium diatomitis, 903 nucleotides. Its product is annotated as putative cyclin. Gene Ontology annotation, biological process: regulation of transcription by RNA polymerase II. NCBI's taxonomy places the organism in Eukaryota, Fungi, Ascomycota, Eurotiomycetes, Eurotiales, Aspergillaceae. The record is from RefSeq and is a predicted model, not a curated record. The transcript is spliced from 2 exons. Gene Ontology annotation, cellular component: nucleus. The coding region runs from base 1 to 903 and encodes 300 amino acids. Gene Ontology annotation, molecular function: cyclin-dependent protein serine/threonine kinase regulator activity.
AUGGCCCACCGCAUUGCUGGCCUGAAGCACAUCUCGAAUGCGCUCGCGACCCCAGAUCAGCUUUCGAAUUCAUCGUCGUCAAUUGACGGAGUACCUUCCGAGCUUGAGACGUCAAUUCGUUGUGCCGGCGCGCAACUCACACAGGACGCUGGAGUCUUGCUAUAUCUCUCGCAAGACAUUAUUGCGCAAGCUGUUGUCAUUUUCACGAGGUUCUGGCUAGGUGCGGACGGGGGCAGCUUGCGGAUCUACUCGGCCAAGGAUGUCUCCGCCGCCGCUCUGUAUUUGUCUGCCAAGUUGUCGUUUCAACCCACCUCGCCUCGCUCGGUUCUCAACGCCUACAAUUUCCUUCUCUCCCCUCAAGCAUCCCCCUUGUGGUUCGUGAACCCGCAGGGUACUCCAUCACAGCCACCGGCUACGGACUACUACAUCCUCUCAGAGGGUAGCUACCAGGCCGGGCGCUUGGUCCUCUUGCGUAUCGAGUCAGUCAUUCUACGGACUCUUGGGUUCGACACGCACGUUGCACUACCUCACACUAUUGCGCUUACCUACCUUCAAACCCUCGGUGUGAACAAUUCCGAGGUCUCGCGCCGAAUCCUCGAACAUCUGAACGCCGCGCUUCUCUCACCGCAAUUAAUCUAUGUGACGCACCAGCCAAAUGCUCUCGCAGUAGCAGCGAUCUAUCUCGCCACGCGGGAAAACGGCGUGAAGUUAGUAGACGGAGAGUGGUGGGAAGUAUUUGAUGUGGACCGGGAAGAGCUAGGCUUCUUGGUCGUUGGCAUGCAAAGCACCGAGGGCUUCUUGCGCAAGGAGAAGGAGACGUGGAAGGGCAGAACCAUUCCCUUGGUGACGGAGGAGGUUGACGCAGAGAUUGAGCGACGAAGGAUGAUGGAAGAAGGGGAAUGA